CAUUGAUUUUUCUACGAAAAUGGCCAUAUGAUUGCAAAACAUGGGAUAGUCAGUGACACCGUUUCGUUACAAGGGACUACAAUACUGCAAGUGUUUCUAAACCUGAACCGCUUAGCCAGCGAUAACAUAACUGAUUUGACCUCACAACUCAUAUGUUAGGUUAAACGAAGAAUGUUUUCAUCAUUACCAGCUGAUGACAUCGUACACAUUUUACGCUGGGAUGUGACAUUGAAAUAAGAAAGAACGCAUGUCCCUUGUCUACCAACACUGUCACUGUGACAUUACCGCUAGGAAUAUUAUUGUUAUAUAAUUGCAUGACCUUGCCGAGGGGUAGGGUCAUUUCAUUAAUAAAAAGGGAACGUGAAGCCUAAUAUUUCGCAUUUAGCAUAGGAAUCUCUUACAGGAAAAUGAAUAAAAUUGGGAGAAUUUAUCCCUGGAAAGACGGGCUAUUUAUGAUCAAAAGACAUCCGAAAAAUAUAUUUUCUAAAGGACCAUCAAAGGACAUAGCUAAUCAGCAAAAGGAACAUGUGUUUCGUUGUCAUCAGUGUAGGAAAUUACGAACUGUUGCAAGCCUACAUUCAUUCAACAUUACAGGAUCACAUGGAAUCUUCCAUUCACCGAGAAAGCAACCUCCAUUUGGAAUUUCGAAAUGCCUCAGGACAGAGAUCCGAGCUUUUUCUCAUUUGUUGAAGAGAUCUGGUUUCCAUAGCAACCAUGAUUUAAUGCAACUGUUUGGAUUAGGAGGGGCCCGUCACUUCAGCACCUCCUCUGGUCGCCAGCAGCAGCAGCAAGAUGGUGACAAGGACGACAAGGAUGACAAGGACAAGAAAAAUGAAAAAGAUAAGCUUCCCCCACUACCACGACUCCUGAUCUGGUUCUGGGUGGCGGUGACGGUAUACACUGCGAUGCGCAUGACGCAGGAACAAGACACCAACUACUACAGAUACAUCUCCUGGAAUGAGUUCUACCAUGACAUGCUGGCCAAAGGGGAGGUUGAUGAGAUCAAGGUCAGCCCGGAGUCAGAGACCUGUAUCAUACAGUUGCAUAAAGGCGCUGUUGUCAAGGGAAAAAAGAGUGAGUUCUUGUACUACACUAUGAAAGUGCCAGAUCCCUACAAGUUUGAAGAGAAGGUGAGGAAGGCAGAAGCUGAGCUUGGCAUCAAACCAGAGCAAGGUGUGCCCAUCUCCUAUGACAGGAACAGCUCCUGGUUUGCCUUCAUCUUCAUGGCUGUGAUUGGCCUGGCUCUCUUCCUGUUUCUGCGCAGCGUCACAAAGGUGUCACUACCGAACCCCUCCGACAUGUUUGCCAAUGAGCGUAAAGCAAAGUUCGUGCGCGUGGAUGUCAUGUCCCAACAAGGCAAGGGUAUCAGCUUCAAGGAUGUGGCAGGGUUGAAGGAGGCCAAGGUCGAGGUCAUGGAGUUUGUGGAUUACAUGAAGACCCCGCAGAGAUUUAAGGAACUUGGGGCAAAGAUUCCCCACGGAGCCCUGUUGCUGGGUCCACCAGGGUGUGGCAAGACACUGCUGGCAAAAGCUGUAGCCACUGAAGCAAGAGUCCCCUUCCUGGCUAUGGCGGGGUCUGAGUUCGUGGAGAUGUUGGGAGGUCUGGGAGCAGCAAGGGUGCGAGACUUGUUCAAGGAGGCCAGGAAGCGAGCUCCAUGCAUCAUCUACAUCGAUGAGAUUGAUGCCAUUGGGAGGAAAAGGAGUGGCAGCACCAUGGGCGGCAGCGCAGAGGAGGAGCACACCCUCAACCAGCUGCUGGUGGACAUGGAUGGCAUGGGCACCAUGGAGGGCGUCAUUGUCCUCGCCUCCACCAAUAGGGCUGAUAUACUGGACAAGGCCCUGCGCUUCGACCUGGCCGAGUUGGUCGUCCACAUCAUGAUUGACCUCCCAGCAGCUGAAGAGAGAGGCGGGGAAACAUUUGAGAUGUAUCUGAAGAAACUGACUAGUGAACCUCCAUCAGUGUAUGCUCGAGAACUGUCCCAGAUGUCACCAGGGAUGAGUAGUGCCGACAUCGCCAACAUCUGCAAUGAGGCUGCCAUCCAUGCUGCCAGGGAAACCAAGAAACUGGUGGAUGCUGCUGAUUUCGAGUAUGCCGUGGAGAGAGUUGUGGCUGGUGUGGAGAAGAAGACUCGCCUUCUCUCCCCCACAGAGAAGAAGAUUGUGGCUUACCACGAAUCAGGUCAUGCUCUGGUUGGCUGGCUCCUCAAGUACACAGAUGCUCUGCUCAGGAUAUCCAUCGUGCCAAGAACCAACAGUGCUUUGGGAUUUGCUCAGUACAUGCCGUCCGACCAGAAGCUGUAUUCUUCUGAUGAGCUGUUUGAGAGGAUGUGUAUGGCGCUUGGAGGUCGGGCAGCUGAGGCAAUCAUCUUCAACCACGUAACAACGGGAGCUCACGAUGACCUCCAGAAGGUGACCAAAAUGGCGUUUGACCAGAUCCGAUCGUAUGGCAUGAAUGACAGGGUGGGGUAUCUGUCUUUCCCCCCAGAGUCCGACGACACCCUCGGCACCAAGCCCUACAGCAAGAGGCUGGCAGCCAUCAUGGAUGAGGAGGCAAGGAACUUGGUGAACCGAGCUUACCAUCACACAGUGGAGAUCCUGGGAAACAACAAGGAGAAGCUUCACACUCUGGCUUCCACACUGCUCAAGGCUGAGGUUCUGACAUACGCUGACAUUGAGAAGCUGAUUGGUCCCCCACCACAUGGGAAGAAGAACACAAUAGAGCCACACGGCUGGGAGGGAAUCAUGCCUGAAAAUAAUGACGUAGCCCCCGAGAAACGGAGGAGGAAUAGUGGCAGGAAAUCCAAACGGGAACAGUUGUGAUCACUGACUCAAUCAUACCGACAAACUUGCGCCAUUCUCAGGCAGGCUGUGGAAAAUGAGACUCGGUUCACACCUAAUACAAGUAUUAUGGAUUACCUUAUACUGAUGGCCAUGGUGACAGGGUUAGACAUAGCCUGUUAUCCCUGGGAUGAGCGAAAAUGCAAACUGAACAAGCUUCUGGUCAGUAUUUGAAAUGAAACAUGAAAGUCAAUAGAACCCUUGUCAGAAAGCUAAUCACAACAGCUCAACUGUUUGGCUGUUACUAGAUUCAUGAACCUGGUUCGUUCUGUAAGUUCAAACAGCUAGUUGUUACUCUCAAAUUCAAUCAUGACACAGUGUGUGCGAUUUGAAAUAGCUGUACAUCCUUAAUUCUCCAGUGAGUAGGUUCUCCAUUCUAUUGUGGCAAAUACAGUCGUGCCCCGUUUAUCCGGACACUAAAGUCUUGUAUUUUUCUUGAAAUUGUCCGGAUAAACGAAUUUCGGAUAUCUGAACCACAGAUGUCAACGACAAGGGGACAUCUAGCAUUGCCAAACACCACUCAAAAUUAACUCAGUGUCACCUUGCUAAUUAAGACUGCUGACUUCUGUAUGUUAGGGCUCGCAGAAACCACUCAGUAAAAUGCAUGUGUAAACAUACUGACAGGUACUCAGACAUCCGGAUAUAACGGUGAAAUAAUGCAUAUAAUUUAGCGUUUUGUAUGUGAAAAUGACCAUCUGGUUACUGAAACCGGGUUUCCGGAUAAAUGAGUAAUUUUACAACAUUCGUUUUAAGGAAUGUUCAUUCGGAAGGCGAGUUUUCCGGAUGUCUGAGGUUCAGAUAAACGGGGCACGACUGUACACAGGACCCAUUACUUUUGCUUGUUGGAAAACUUUGUGUGUGUAUUUUAAGCACCAUGUUGUUAGAAUUGGGCUCAAAGCCAUGGCAACAAAUCUGUCCAGGGUGUUAUCUUGGAAUGGAGAUAUUACACCCUGCAUCAUCGAGGAUGGGUCCUGUCAGCAUCUGAUAUAUCUGGUAAAUGUAAUCGUAUAUGCCACCUGAAAGUAUACAUGAAAUAUAAAUAUAUCUAAUUAUCCAGCCUCUAACUGAAAUCUCACACCCUGAGAACUGAAUGAUGCGUGCUAGCCAUUGGCAUUGUGUGUGCUUGAAAAUAAUUUAUACUGUGUGCUGGAGAUUUGUACAUACUGAAAACUGAGACAAAUAUGAGAAUAAAUUUCUUACGUUGC
Messenger RNA from Haliotis rubra (blacklip abalone), 4042 nucleotides. RefSeq names its product paraplegin-like. Gene Ontology annotation, biological process: protein-containing complex assembly; mitochondrial protein processing. The record is from RefSeq and is a predicted model, not a curated record. Gene Ontology annotation, molecular function: ATP hydrolysis activity; zinc ion binding; ATP-dependent peptidase activity. Gene Ontology annotation, cellular component: membrane; m-AAA complex. Lineage: Eukaryota; Metazoa; Mollusca; Gastropoda; Lepetellida; Haliotidae.